This is a messenger RNA of Diorhabda carinulata, 11936 nucleotides long. It is a transcript of the gene Smg6, whose product is annotated as telomerase-binding protein EST1A. Lineage: Eukaryota; Metazoa; Arthropoda; Insecta; Coleoptera; Chrysomelidae. The record is from RefSeq and is a predicted model, not a curated record. The transcript is spliced from 26 exons. Gene Ontology annotation, biological process: nuclear-transcribed mRNA catabolic process, nonsense-mediated decay. Gene Ontology annotation, molecular function: protein binding; telomeric repeat DNA binding; telomerase RNA binding. Bases 264 to 5180 code for a protein of 1638 amino acids. Gene Ontology annotation, cellular component: telomerase holoenzyme complex.
UUUCUUUAGUAACUGUAAUGUCUUUUUCAAUCAAAGAAAUGUUGAAUAACCUUUAACUUUUGAAGUUAACUGAUUUUUGUGAAAUAUCUUUAUAAAUUUAGAAACAUCUUACGUUCGAAAAUUAAUUUUAAAAUUCCCGCUAUAAUAAUACUCCAUUAAAAUACCAACGUACAGAAAUGAAAUUCAAGUUUUCAAGGUUAAAAUAUAUCAUAUUUUGUUGAAGCAAGCAAUUUUUUGAUUUUAUUCUAGUACCGUAUCAUAAUAUGCGACGAGGAAAACCUCCCCAACAAUUAUACAGACCAGGAAGUGGCCCAUUAAAAAAAUCAAGUACAAUAGAAGAAUCUGAUUCAGAUACAAAUAUUUUUAAUUCAAGACAUAAACAAGAGGAAAAUACUCGGAGAGAUAAUUCUAAAUUUCAUAGUGAAAGUAGUUCACCAAGAGAAAGAAUUAAAGAUAUUGAUAGAGCUAUUACACAAUUGGGGGAUAUUUCUCUCAAUAAUGAUGUAACGAGACGUCCAAAAAAACCUGAUCAGGAACGUUACGUGCCUAGACCCCUUGCUCAAUCUAGAGAAUUAAAUUCUUCACAAGACAUGACAAGCCGUAACACAUUUGCUCAUAUUAAUGGUACAAACAGUGGUGAUAGAGGGGGGCAUAAAAGGACAACUUUUAUAGAGCGACACCAAGCUGAUCAGAAAAAUGAUUGGAGGGAAGAAGCAGCUAGACAAAGGCAACAAGUAGAUACCAGAGGGAUGAAUAAUGGACCAAACAACUCUAAUUGGAAUCGAACACGGGAUACCAGAAGCGUGGAACCAUCUGGACAACCAAAUCGUAAUUACAAUACUGAGAAGGUUCAAUCAAAGCCACCCAGCGGUAGACGUCAUAGCACAGUUGAGGUAGAAAUGGAGAAACGCUAUAAUAGCUUACCUCCAAGGCUUAAGAAAAAAAUGUUGGAAGAAUGUGGGAUUCAACCACCGCCAGUAGUAGAAGAGAACAGUUGGGAUGGAAGCAGCGUCACUUUCCAGAAAAACACAAAUUUUUUUCAUCCCGGUGACGCUUAUUAUACUCUACCGAUGUCUCCGACAUCCCACCAUCAAAAUAUCCAUUACGGUUCUAAUACAUUACCAGGUAAAGGUCGCGGAAGAGGUAGAUCGAAUUAUGAUCAAGAUAUGCAUCCACAAAUAGGUGUAGUACCAUACGAUUCCUUAACUCCAAAUACAAUUAAAAGUCCUGUAAAUUCGAGACCAUGCUCACCGCCUAUAGGAAGAAGUAGACCUCAAACACCUAUUAAUGAUUAUACGGAUAAUAGAAGAGGAACAAGGAGACAUGACGAUCCUGGGAGAGGACAUGAUCGAAGAGAUAAUAAUCAUAAGAGGGAUUUCCCUCAUAGAAGGGAUGGCAAAAAUUUCAAUAGAGAUAGAGACAAUUUUAAUCAUAGGGACAAUUACAAUUGUAAUAGAGAUAAUUAUAGUAAUAAGGAGCACUAUAAUCAAAGAUGGGAAGAAGAUUAUAGAGACUCGCGUAAUAAAGAUAGGAAUAGAGAUUAUAGAGAAAAUCAUGGUAAUAAUAGAAGAGAUAGAAACGGUAGAAAUAAUAGGGAUCAAAAAAGGGGAGCCGGAGGUGGUAAUAGGGACAGAUUAAAAGAUAAUCGUGGGGAAAUUGAUAAGAGGAAUAGGGGUAGAGAUCAUUUUAAUCCUCCAGCAGAUAUAGUUACUGAAGAAAAUUGGGAUGACGAACUUAGCCAAUCUUCUUUGAAACAGAAUCAGGAGAUGUUUAAUAGAGAAGAAAUAGAUUUUCGUCUCAAUAUGGAGUCCGCCAUAAACGCUGUGAUGCCUACGACAUUGGAUUGGAGCGAAGAAGUGGAAUUACACGAUAGAUUGGAAUCCGAAUAUUUGAGCGAUGCUUUAACAAGAAGUUCCUCUAUAGUUAGUUUACAAGAAGUCGGUGCUACCAAAUGUUUAUCUGGCAAUGUUAUUGAACCUUCCAUUUCAUCGAAAAAAUCAAGAAGGCGAAAUAGACAAAGGAGUAGGAAUAGGAGUAGACAACGAGACGACAGUCAUUCAAGAACAAGACACAAUAAUCGUACUAGAAAAAAUUCUACCACGAGUAUUGAUAGCAGAGAUAGUUUUAGAGUAUCACGGGAACCUUGUCCAAGUUCUUCUAGAAGAAAUUCACGAGAUACCAGAGACCCAAGCUACGAUAGUUAUCACAAUAAUUCAAGAAACGUCAGCAGAGAUAACAGUUGGGAUAGGCAUACCCAAAUUACAGAAAAUUGGAGACAAGAAAUCGAAAGAAAAAGAAACGAAAGCGAAAAAGAUAUCACUAAUGUAGAUACUAGUACUAAAAAGGCAGGUGUCAUAGUACUACCUCAACAAAAUAACGAAGUUAAAAAGCCUAUACCAACUUUAGUAACACAAGAUCAUCCAAGGUAUCCCGAUAAUCGGCGAUAUCCAGGACAACAAAAGAGCUUAUACGAUCCCAACAAUCCCAACAAACCUAUAAUAGUAAAAUCUGCAAGUACUAGAGUGAGCGUACCCGGUUUUUCUGAUAACAACGAAUCCGUACCGCCGCCUCAAAUGUAUACCACCGAUCAAUUCGGCAACAUCCGUCCUCCUUGGUACGACGAAACAUCGGAUUCCUUCAAAUCCUGUCAUUAUCCUGAUCUUUUGAGGGAUAUUAAAAGAGCUGAUAACGAAUUACAAUACGUUAUCAAAAGAGGUUUGCUUUUGUUACAUUGGGAUCAAGUCGAUCAAUUGAGGUGUUUUUUAAAAGAGGCUUUGGAAUAUUUAAUUUGCAAGUCUAUUAAAUUCUGUCAGACGGAAAAAGUGGAACAACAUUUUUGGAAUAUACUGUAUCACAACAUAAUCGAAAUUACUAGGAAGGCUAUAAAGGAUGACCACGAAAACAAGGAAAAAUAUAAAGGUUUGUUGUUAAACUUGAUAGACGAAGGUACCAAAUACUAUGAAAGAUUAAUAUCACUGUUGGAAAAAACGUUUGAUUUCAAAGUGAGCAAUUAUCUAAAAGAAAAUAUGGUUUCUCACAAAGGUUUGGGGUUGGUAGGAAUGGCGUUGAUAUCGUGUCAAAAAUUAUUUUUAUUUUUGGGCGAUUUGGGAAGGUAUCGUGAAGAGGUCAAUGAAACAUGCAAUUACGGAAAAUGCAGACAGUGGUACAUCAAAUCACACGAAAUUAACCCUAAAAAUGGGAAACCUUAUAACCAACUGGCAAUUUUGGCGGUUUAUGCUAGAAGGAAAUUGGACGCUGUUUAUUACUAUAUGAGGAGUUUGAUGUCUUCCAAUCCGGUCCCAUCUGCAUGGCAAGAUUUGAUAUCGUUAUUUGACGAAAACAGAAGAAAAUACGAACAAGGCGAAAAGAAACGCAGAGAAGAAAGAUUGGAAAAACAACGUCUUCAAAUGAAACAAAAAGAAUCCGAAGAUUCGAAUAACACCCCCGGUUCGUUGAGAAAAGAGACUUGGAUACAUCCCGAAGGAGGUAGACGAGUUUACAGAACUACCAAAGCUAAUAUCGAACAGAAUUAUUCCGACGACGAAGAUCUUUCGGCUUUGAGUAGCGUUGAGGUUAACAAACGAUUCGUUAUAACUUAUUUACAUGUACACGGGAAGCUUAUAACUAAAAUCGGAAUGGAAAGUUUUCAAGAGACGGCUAUGCAGAUGCUGAAAGAAUUCCGCGCCCUUUUACAACACUCACCAGUUCCCAUCCCUUGUAAUAGACUACUCCAAUUACUGGCUCUCAAUAUGUACGCCAUUGAUACCACUCAACUUAAGGAUCCCCAGUUACAAUCUCAACCAGGCUACAGAUCGGAACUUCAAGAACGCGCUUUGAUCGUAUCGCUCCAAAUGUUCAAUCUCAUCUUGGAACGAUGUGUUUCCAUCCUUCAAGACUACAUUUCAUCCCAAAAGGAAAUUUGUCCUACUUCUUUCCCUCCAGACGCAAAUGUUCUUUUACCGGCCGUCAAAAUUUGGUGUGAUUGGUUGUUAUGUCAUACAGGUAUUUGGAAUCCACCGCCGUCUACUCAAGAUUUUCGAGUCGGAUCUCCCGGCGAUUGUUGGAGCAGGUUAGCAACGUUGAUGAAUCUGUUAGAGCCGAUGGACCAAAGUCAGGCCGUUAACUUUAUCAAAGAUCCGCAAGAAGGUUACGAACCGGUACGUCUUCCAGAGGAUAGCGUCUUGUGCGGUUUCACUCCUCUGCUAUACACUUCCGACGAUACAAUUUACGCGUCUAAAGACGUCGAUAUCGAGGCCGCUCAUUUCACUCAUCGACUCAACAAACUCCUUUUCUUCGGAACCGUCUAUCUUUGCGGCAUAGAUCCACCGGUACUGAAAUUGGAGAUCGAGGACGACGUCCGGGAUUACGUUUCGGUUGUUUGUACCAGCAACAGCAGAGAUUCGCCACCGAACACGGAAUUGAGACAAAAUAACGAGGUACUUUUGGAGAGCUUCAGUGACGAUAAUGGAGAUGAAAGACUUGAAGAAAAAAUCACCAGUGGUGUUUCUACAGAAAUUCGGGAUCUUUUAACGAGAAAAGGCGAACUUGAGAAACGAAGAAAGAGCCAGGAACUUCAUCUAGAACGCGUCAAGAAAAUACUUAGUCAGUCAGUGGUUAGUGUUCACGUCGAAGUAAGGCCGAAAUAUUUAGUCCCGGACACCAAUUGUUUCAUCGAUCACCUGACUGGUAUCCGUAAAAUCGCCCAGACUCAUACCUAUACACUUAUGGUUCCUAUUGUAGUUAUUAGCGAAUUAGAAGGCCUUUCGAGAGGCGGCAAAGUCCCGGCGCCAGACUCUCGCAGCACACUGGAUCCACAACACGUCCAAAAAGUAGCUACCUCAGCAAGAGACGCUUUGGAUUUUCUUAAAACAAGACACGCUUCGGUUAAAUGCGUCACUACGAAAGGCGCGAUUAUUCCGUCCACGAAUUUUUCUACCGAAGACGACAGCAUGUGGGACAACAGUUUCAGAAAUGACGAUAAAAUACUAACAACUUGUUUGGGAUUGUGCAAGGAGCAAAAGGAUCAAACAACACAAGACGUUAAAGAAGGCGAACCCCGGCGUCUCGUUCGAGAAGUUGUACUGUUGACAGACGACAGAAAUUUAAGGGUGAAAGCGUACGCGCGAGACGUUCCCGUACGGGAACUUCCGGACUUUAUGCGUUGGGCGGGACUGGGAUGAACCUAAUAGAAAAAAUAAUUAAAAUUACCAAAGCAGCUGCUCUCUCCGUUACACGAAACGUGCUCCUAUAGUCCGGUAAGUCAUUCUACUUUACGCACGAGUGGAAUACAUUGUUUUUGUACGAUUUGUUAUAUAGGGAUGUCCGUUUCUUUUUUUUUAUUAUAGGUGAGACGACGUGGUGUGUUAAUGAUCAAAUUUGAAAUUAAUAUAUUCACAUUAAAUGAAUUUCUACAUCACAUUCGUUGUUACAUUAUUAGGUUGUGUUCACUGCAUUCCCUAUUUUCGAUCGUAUUUACGACUGCUUACAGGGCAAUUAAAAAAAAAUUAAUAAAAAUAACAAAAUUUAGACGUCGUACUUCUGUAUAUUUUUAGGAUAAUUUUUAAAGAAAAUUAAAAGUGGUGCUCUUAUUGUUAACGACUUUUGUUUUGUAUUACCCUGUAUAUGGUGCCAUUUUAUCUCAUGGUAUAAUGUUAAAUUUUCUAUAUUUAUAUAUAGAUAUGUAUAGAAAAAAAAUAUGUAUAUACAUUGAGCCUAGACGAAAUUUUAAAUGUUUUUAUUAUCUCUUACACUCUAUUCUUUUUUUUUUUUUCAAUUUUUCACGUUUGUGGAUACUUUUUUUGUGGUAAUUGGAAAAUUUUUAUUCUAAAUUGUGUUGAUAUACAAUUAUAUGAAGAAUAACAGAAGCGAAUAAUUAUUUUUCACGAUUAAAUUAAAACUAAUUAUUGUUGAAAUGACUUUUGGAUAUUUUUCAUUACUACAUCAGUGACUGAAAACUGGAAAUAAAUUGAUAAAGUGACAAAUUAUAGGACGCUUUCCAAUAUUAUAUCACUUUCGUUUCAAUAAAAAUUAGUAGAGUGAAAAAUUUUUAGACAUUUCUAAGUACUACGUAACUUUCUUUCCUUAAAAAAUAAUAAAGUGAAAAACUAUUGAACCAUACUUAAUGUUCGUCACUAAAAAUUUUUUUUCAUCAAUUGAUAAGGUGAAACAUUAUUGAAUAUUUUUAAUUAGUUUUCUAAAUACCACGUCAUUAGUUUCACUUUAUUUUCGGUGAACAUUAACGGAGUGAAAAAAUAUUGGACUCUAUGUAACGUUACGUCCCUGGCUAAAAACUAAAGCUAAAUUAAUGAAGUGAUAAUUUCAAUAUUAUAUUACGUAAAAAUUUUCGUUUUAUUCAAAAAAUAGUAAAGUAAAUAAUUAUUGCAGUUUUCCAAAUACUUUUUUCUAAAAUCCUUCGCCACUAGCUUAAUUUUCGUUUCAAUAAAAAUAAGUAAAGUGAGACUUUUUCACAUUUUCCUAAAUACGUUUCUAAAUACUUUGUCACAAGUAAGCAGUAAAGUGAAAAUAUUUGGACGUUUCUAAAUAGUUUUUUGAUAGUUCAUCACUGUUUUCACUUUCAUUUCAGUGAAAAUUGAGAAAGUGAAAAAAUGGUGGACCCUUCUCAAUAUUACGGCUUAAAACUUUUGUUUCAGUAUAAAUUAAUUAGGUGAAAAAUUAUUGGAUGCAUGAAAUGUAUCAAUGAAGUGAAAAGUUAUUGAUCCUCUAUUAAUAUUGGCUAAAAACUUUCGCUCCAAUAAAAAAUAAUGAAGUGAAAAAUUAUUUCCAAAUACUUUUUUUUAAUACCUCGUCACUAACUUCAUUUUCGUUUCAAUAAAAAUUAGUUAAGUGAAAAAGUGAUGGACCAUGUUAUGGCUAAAAACUUUUGGAUUCUAAAAUUUAAUUAAUAAAGUGAAAAAUUGUUGAACUCUUAUUAAUAUUGGCUGAAAACUUUCGUUUUAGUGAUACUUAAUAAAGUGAAAAUUUACUGCACUCUUCCAAGUUUUAUAUACUUCAUCAUUAGCUUUCAUUUCUUUUCAGUAAAAAUUGUUUAAGCGAAAAUUUUUUGGACGUUUCUAAAAACUUCGUCUCUAGCUUUACUUUCGUACCAAUAAAAAAAUAUGAAGUGAAAAAUUAAUGCACUUUUCCAAAUACAUUUCUAAAUAGUUCGUCACUAGCUUCACUUUUGUUCCAAUAAAAAUUUGUGAAGUGAAAAAUUAAUGCACUUUUCCAAAUACGUUUCACUUUCUUUUUUAGUGAAAAUUGGUAGAGUGAAAAAUUUUUGGACUUUUCUAAAUACUACGCCACUAGCUUCACUUUUUUUCAGUAAAAAUUAUUAAAGUGAAAAAAUAUUGAACUGUUCUUAAUUUUAUCUCAUUGGCUAAAAACUUUUUUUCAGUAUCCAUUUAUUAGGUGAAAAAUUAUUAGAUAUUAAAAUUGAAUUGAUAAAGUGAAAAAUUAUUAAACUCUUAUUAAUAACUUUCAUUUCAAUAAAAAUUAGUGAUGUGAAAUAUUACUGCACUUUUCUAAAUACUUCGUCACUAGCUUCAAUUUAUUUUCAGUAAAACUACAAUUGCAAUUUUGUAGUUUCAAGUCUCGUUUCAAAUGAAUUUUGUAAGGGUUGCAGUUUUAGUUCAUCGUAACCAAGUUUUUCCAACCUCAUUUUGAUUUUUCUAGGGUUUUUAACCCGGUUCUGAAUGGAAGGAGUACAUUUUUGGUAAAACUCCCAUAGGUACAUAUUCAGCGCCCUUCGCAUUCGAUACGUUCACAUAUUUUACAAAAUAUUCAUACAAUCACUUUCGAGGAAGUUGCAUAUCUUACUGUUGUUUUGGACUCGAUCCACCCCAUUAGCAUAAUUUCACUUAUUUACGUGCAUAUUAAGGUGAAAAUUAACUUGAAUUAAAGUCAAACCUAUAAUCGGAAUCCCAGAGUUUCAAUUAUCGCAUAAAAUAAAUUUGGUAAGGUUACAGUUUUAGAUCUUUUUGUUGUUUUUAGUUUUUUCCGCCCUUCUUCAUGACCUUGACCGUGCGAAUUUUGGUUUUUCUAGUGUUUUUUUAACCCCUUUUUCCAAUGGAAGGUAAUGUUUCUUACCCCUAUGCUAUUAUCUCUGUAAUUUAUUAUACCGUGCGCCUCGGUUAGUUCGUUCGAACUGCUUAGUCGAAAUAUUGAAGUUUUUCGAUCUCAUAUGUAUUCAAUUAAUUGAAAAAUGUAGUUUCUCAACUGUUUUCUUCACACAAAUAUAUUUUUAACGACGCAAGCUAAUUUCAACUUUGAAUAUCUAAAUAUCACAUUUUUUUUAUGAAAAUCUAUAAGCGGUUUUAAUUAUUAGUUGCUCCACUAAACGGUUUAUCUGUGUAUUAAUUAAUUUUUUAUUAAAAAAAACUCUUCCUGUUUAUGUAAAAAUUUCAAUUAUUAUUCCUAAAAAAAAACCGAAACAAAUUUCGUCUAACGGUAAAAUCGCAUAACUUAUUAUUAUUAAUAACGGAAAUAACAUUAAAAAUAUGGAAAAAUAUUUACGAUUUUGUCCCAUAGUUUUUUAUUUCACAUAAACUAUUAUAUUAUAAAUCAAGCGUUAAUUUGAAAUUUUUGCAGUUAACCGGAAGUUCGGUAUUAUGUUGUUAAUUGAUUGCAAAAUAUACAGGAUGUUCUCUUAAAUCACGUGAAUCAAAUUUGUAGCGAAUCUCUAAAAUCCCCUAACUGUUUUAAGAAAUUUUUUCUGUUCUAAUGUCUCCAAACAUUGAAUAUACAGAUUUUUUUUUAUCGAGAGCAGUUUAAUUCGAAGCAAUUAUACUCCCCGCCAGCUUUUUAGUUUAUUCCAAAAUAUACUGGAUGUUUUAACGUAACAUGAAUUUAUGGUAAAGUUGCAUAACCUUAGAAGCAUUUUCAGAAUUUUUUUUGUCUCUGUAUGAAAAUAUGGGAUUUUUAUUUUAUCGAGCACAUCUCGAUUUAAAGCUUGCCACCAGAUUUUCAAUUGAUUCCAAAAUCUACAGGAUGUUCUCUUAAAUCCCGUGUAAUAAAUUUGUAGCGAAGCUCUACAAUCCGCUAAUUGUUUUAAGGAAAUUUUUCUGUUCUAAUGUCUCAAAAUAUUGAAAAUACAAAAUUUUUUUAUCAAGAAAAGUUUAAUUCGAAGCAAUUAUACUCCCCGCUAGUUUUUGAGUUAAUUCCAAAAUAUACAGGGUGUUUUAACGUAAUAUGAAUUUAUGGUAAAGUUUUUUAAUCUUUGAAGCAUUCUAAGAAGUUUAUUUUUAGUUUCUGUAGAUCAAAAUAUGAAAAUAUAAGAUGUAUUUAAUCGAGGUUAGUUUAUUCAAAUCAAUUAUUCCUGCCAUCACCUUUUCAAUUGAUUCCGAAAUAUACAGGAGGUUCUUUUAAAUAACGUGAAAUAAAUUCACAGCAAAGUUUUCCAAUCCUGUAACUGUUUUUUUGUCUAAUGCCCUUAUAUCAAAAUGUGGAAAAUACAAAAAUAUCAUCGAGAUCCGCUUGAAUUAAAGCAAUUAAACUUGCCACUAGCUUUUCAAUUGAUUCCGAAUUAUAUAUAGGAUGUUCUAACGUGAAUUAAAUUCACAGCAAAGUUUUCGAAUCCCUCCAUCAUUUUAAGAAGUAUUUUAUCAUCUAAUGUCUGUUUAUUAAAAUAUGAAAAAGGGUUUUUUCAUCGAGAUCUUCUUCUUUUUCUUUUUCUGCUAUCCAUUAAUGGGUGUUUGCGAUCAUGUCUGACAACUUUAUCUUGUCUCUGGUGGUAUGAAUUAAUUUUCUUGUGGCUCUCAUCCCUGUCAAAUUUUUGAUAUUGCGGAGCCACGACAUCUUCUUUUCGCCUAAUCCCCGUCUACUUCCAAUCAAGAGUUGAAGCAAAUGGUAGUUACCUCUCGCUCCAUAUCACAUAACAAUUCACGUUCUCUUCAUAUUCCCCUCAGAAUUUCUUCGUUGGUUUUUCUUCAUCCACAUCUCAAAUGCCGCCAAUCUGUUAACUUUUAGUGUCCACCCUUAAAUAACGUAUGGACCAUACCUAAUAUUUUGAGAAUCUUAUUACGAGGUUGAGGUCAUGGUUAGAGUUCGUAAACAAGUUUUUGAAUUUCAUGAAUGAGCAUCUUGUUUUUUCUAUCCUGCACUUGAUCUCUACGUCUGAUGAUCAGUAUUCAUAUACCCAAGUUCCCAGAUAGUUAAAUUUUGUUAACGGUUCAAAAUUUUUUAAUUAUCUAACCGUUUCAAGAAGUCUUUUUUUCUAUCUGAUGGCUGCAUAUCAAAAUAUGGAAGUAUUUGCAUUUUAUUGAUAUUAGCUUGAUUUAAAGCCUUGAUUACCACCAGCUUUUCAGUUGACUCCAAAAUAUACAGGAUGUUGUAUGAUCCUUUAACCGUUUUUAGAAGUUUUUCUUUAAUGUAAGGUCUCUGUAUUAUUAGAAGCAGCUAAAAUCCAGUUUAUAGUAGUGGAGUUAAUGUUGAAAUAAUCAUACGAAAGUGAAUCAUAUUAGGAUAGUUUCCGAGGGGUAGAAAUCUGAUUGGUUAAUAAUGAAGUUGACACUUUAUUCGUGAAUGAAGAUGUGGGUCAUAACCUGUAGGUACUGCCCUCUAGUAGUAUUUAAAGCUACAUGAACAUAAACUGGUAUUUAAUAUAGAUGAGACAUCCUGUAUAUACAAAAAUUAGCAAUAUAUUAUAAUUUCGAGUGGAUUUUUUUGUAUGGUAAUUGUUUUAAUUUGUAAAUAAUGAUAAAUAAAGGUUUGGAGUAUGAAUAUUUGUCUUUUUCUGGUAAUUGCUGGACCUGCAAUUCUCAUAGGCUUGAUUUCGUACUAAAAACGAUGCAAAAAUUUUUUUCCAUCUUUUUCCAUAAAAAAUUACUCGAUAAAAACUAUUUUGUUUAAAUGGAUGCAAAACAACCAAAUGUGAAAUUAUUAUAAAUUCGAUCAAAAAAAAAAUCAAAUUAUGAUGUAACAAAAAUCAGAGAAUAUUUGUGACUAUGGUUCGUUGCGGAUAUAUACGAGGUGCGAUUAAAAAAUCUUCCUCAGAUUCGCAAUCUAGGUGAAAAAAACCGAGGAAAAGUUUCAUUACAACUAUCCUGAAAUUGCUCUUACCUAUAAAAUUAUUUGUAAAUGGUUUUUCGAUUUUUAUAAGUCAUAAAAACAUUUAUGAUGAUGGGUAUUCAUUUUUUAUUGAAUUCAAAAUAUACAGUUCUUUUAAAUGAAGUGAAAUAAAUUUAUAGCAAAGUUAUUCAAUGCUCUAAGCAUCUUAACAAUUGUUUUUCUAAUGUGAUGUUUUUAUAACAAAAUAUGAAAAUACGGGAUUUUUUUCAUUGAGAUCAGCUGAAUAUGUAUAUUAAUAAUUUUUGAAUUAUACAUAUCACACGAAACGAGGUUUAUUUCUUUAAGUUUUCUCGUUACCACUGCAUAAAUAAUUUUUUUAAAAAUAUUUUUCAAUCUAGCGUAAUUUUAAUCUAAUUUUUUUAAUUGGAAGCAAUUGCUUUAUUUUUUUCUAGUCUCUACACUUGAAUUGUUUGGCUAUUCAAAAACAGGGGAAAAUUGAUUUUUUUUCUAUUCCUUUGUAUUAAAAUUUCCUACUGGAUAAUAAUUUACUUGUUCUAUUAUAUACUAUAUAAUUUUAUCAAACAUUAUGUUUUAAUAUAGCUAUUCUAUAUUUUUUUAUUACCAAUAAACCACAAAAAAAGUUUAUAUCGUUUUUAAAAUCUCGUUUAGACAAAUUUAGAAUUUUUUUUUAUUCGGUAUAUAUCAUUUAGAGUAGCUCUAUCAUGUACUUAUAUAUACAUAUUAUAUAUCUUAUAUUUUUAAUAACGUUUGUUGUGCCAUCUUUAAUUAUAUAUUUUUUUUCUCGGCAACAAUUUCGCUGUGUACAGUUUUUAAACUAUUCGACUACUAGAUUAUUUAAGAUUUAUAUCAAUUGUUGCAAUUGUUUGCUCAGGAAAUUUAGAAUAAAAUAAAGGCAAUUUUAAUAAUAUCAA